AUGAAUGAAACUACAGACAAACUUAACUCUUCUCUUAUUCUUCCUUUCAGUAAGGACUAUGAGUUCUGUUCAAAUGGUGUGUAUUUCUAUUGUGGAAAGAUGGGUUCAGGUAAGACAUUUAAUUUAAUUCGUCAUAUACUCAUAACAGAACGUUUAGGAAAUGACUCAUAUUAUGACCAAAUCAUUAUAUCAGCAACUUCAGACUCUAUGGACUCAACAGCGAAAACAUUUAUGUCAAAAGUUCAAGCCUCUGUCGUUAAAGUUCCAGACAGUGAACUCAUUGAAUUUCUUCAACGUUACAUUCGACGUAAGAGGAAAUAUUAUGCCAUCGUAAAGAUGGGUUCAGGUAAGACAUUUAAUUUAAUUCGUCAUAUACUCAUAACAGAACGUUUAGGAAAUGACUCAUAUUAUGACCAAAUCAUUAUAUCAGCAACUUCAGACUCUAUGGACUCAACAGCGAAAACAUUUAUGUCAAAAGUUCAAGCCUCUGUCGUUAAAGUUCCAGACAGUGAACUCAUUGAAUUUCUUCAACGUUACAUUCGAAGUAAGAGGAAAUAUUUUUUCUAA
This is a messenger RNA of Trichomonas vaginalis G3, 567 nucleotides long. RefSeq lists its product as uncharacterized. NCBI's taxonomy places the organism in Eukaryota, Parabasalia, Trichomonadida, Trichomonadidae. The record is from RefSeq and is a predicted model, not a curated record. The transcript has a single exon. Bases 1 to 567 code for a protein of 188 amino acids.